This is a messenger RNA of Linum tenue, 2348 nucleotides long. The record is from the annotation of a GenBank genome assembly. Lineage: Eukaryota; Viridiplantae; Streptophyta; Magnoliopsida; Malpighiales; Linaceae.
GGCACACAUCCCCUCCGGUAGUCUGUAGCGCACUUAAAUACAGCGCCAUCCCCGGCCUCCAUCUUCUCCACUUCUCCUCUCAUUUUCUCGCCCCAAAAUCCCAAUAUCCAAACAGAAAAAUCGCACCGAGAGCGCCGAAGAAAUCCAGCCUCUCGCACUGUGGAUUGCUUGGUUCCCUCACCAAGCGAAAAUGGCGCGGAAAUCAGCUCGAUCUCCGCUUCUCCUCAUAGCUGCUGCGGUUUCCCUCCUCGCCAUCGUCGGUGCCGAGUCUCCCUACCGCUUCUUCGAUUGGAACGUCACCUAUGGCGACAUUUACCCGCUCGGCGUCCGCCAACGAGGGAUUCUGAUCGACGGCGCGUUCCCGGGGCCGGAUAUCCACUGCGUUACCAAUGACAAUCUCAUCAUCAAUGUGCACAACAGCUUGGACGAGCCUUUCCUCCUCUCUUGGAAUGGGAUGCAACAGAGGAGAAAUUCAUUCGUGGACGGUGUUUACGGCACCACGUGUCCGAUCCCUCCGGGGAAGAACUACACGUACAUUCUCCAAGCAAAGGAUCAGAUUGGCAGCUUCUACUACUUCCCUUCCCUCAACUUCCACAAGGCCGCCGGUGGGUUCGGAGGGAUCAGGAUCCUCAGCCGACCCGGUAUUCCGGUGCCGUUCGCUGACCCUGCCGGCGACUACACCAUUCUCAUCGGAGAUUGGUACAAGUCCAAUCACACGGACUUGAGAGCCCAAUUGGAUGGUGGCCACAAGUUGCCUCUAGCUGAUGGGAUCCUCAUCAAUGGUCGUUCAUCUGGCUACGCUCUCACGGUUGAGCAAGGCAAGACAUACAGGCUCAGGAUUUCCAACGUUGGGCUACAGAAUUCGGUCAACUUCCGCAUCCAAAACCACAAGAUGAAGCUGGUCGAAGUGGAAGGAACGCACACUCUCCAGACAACUUACUCUUCUCUCGACGUCCACCUCGGUCAAUCUUACUCCGUUCUGUUCACCGCCGACCAGCCAGGGCAAGACUAUUACAUCGUGGUGUCUUCUCGCUGGACAGCUCCGAUCCUCACCACUACCGGUGUUCUUCAUUACAGCAACUCCGCUGGUCCGGUUUCUGGUCCACCUCCCGGCGGCCCAACCAAUCAGAUCGACUGGUCCCUCAACCAAGCCCGCUCCAUCAGGUCUAAUCUGACGGCAAGUGGACCGAGGCCGAACCCACAGGGCUCGUACCACUACGGUAUGAUCAACUUGACGAGGACCAUCGUUCUGGCCAACUCAGCUGGCCAAGUGAACGGCAAGCAGAGAUAUGCUGUCAACAGUGUCUCGUUUGUUCCAGCCGACACUCCUCUGAAGCUUGCAGACUACUUCAAAAUCCAGGGCGUGUUCAAGGAGAACAGCAUCUCCUCUAAUCCCACCGGUGGCGGCGUCUACCUCGACACCUCUGUUCUGACCACUGCCUACAGAACAUUCAUCGAGAUCGUGUUCCAGAACGACGAGGACAUCGUGCAGAGUUGGCAUCUCGAUGGUUACAGCUUCUGGGUCGUUGGUUUGGAUGGCGGGAAGUGGACGACUGCAAGCAGGAACCAGUACAAUCUGAGGGAUGCAGUUUCGAGAUCCACCACCCAUGUGUAUCCCAAUUCAUGGACUGCAAUCUACAUUGCUCUGGACAAUGUGGGAAUGUGGAACUUGAGGACAGAGUACUGGGCGAGACAGUACCUGGGCCAGCAGUUCUAUUUGAGGGUUUUCACGACGUCGACUUCGCUCAGAGACGAGUACCCAAUCCCGAAGAAUGCACUUCUUUGCGGCAGAGCUGCCGGCCGGCGCACACGGCCGAUGUAAAAGGGGGAAACACGGCCGAGAAGUUAUAUGGUAAUUUAUUGUUGCGGUGAACGUUGAGAUUUGAGGUGGGUUCGGGAUUGGUUAAAGAAAAGGAGGAGGAGGAGGAGGAGGAGGAGGAGGAGGAGGAGAUUGAUUUGAGUAAUGCGUAGGGAAUGUUUGAUUUAGGGGUAAAUUAUGGAAUUGCGGAACGCGACUGUUUGUACCAUUUGAGAAAUUGAUAUAACGAGACCUCAGCUCGAGGUCACAUUGGUGAUUUUUUUUUUAACCUUCUGUUAUGGCCUGUGGAAGGAUACAUGAUUCUUUUUAGGCUUGUAAAACUUUGUGUUGAUACUUGAUAGUCUUAUCUGAAGCGGUUACUUCGCUGGUUGUUUUGGUUUUAUAUAUUUAUUUAUUUUUAUUUAUAGUUUCUGAGUAAAUUACAUAGUUGAAUGUUCCUAUUUGGUUACUAAAAAUAUUUAAUUCCAUUCGUGACCACUAAAAUUAGUUAAACAUUUCAAGUUUGGUCAUUUUCUGUUCAAUUUCGUCA